This is a messenger RNA of Lymnaea stagnalis (great pond snail), 500 nucleotides long. NCBI's taxonomy places the organism in Eukaryota, Metazoa, Mollusca, Gastropoda, Lymnaeidae. The record is from the annotation of a GenBank genome assembly.
UGCCCAAGUGGAUACAUGGGUCCAAAAUGUGAGCAGCUGUGUCACUGCAAUGGUGGCGCGUGCGAUCAAAAUGGUGAAUGUAAGGGCGGUGUGAAAUGUAAGCCCGGAUGGUUUGGAUUGGCUUGUCAGUACCGUAAGUUUUGUCAAAGUAUUUAAAAUUUAAACAAUUAUUUUAUUAUUAUGUCUUUGAUUUUUAACUUAAAUAUUAGGCUUAUCGCUUUAUAAAUUGUACAUUCCAUUUUAUUUAUUCAGCAAUGUAGAAAGUAAAUUUUCUAAAUUAAAAAAAAAUGUAUAUAUAAAAAUAUAUAUAUAUAUAAUUACAAUGUGUUCUCUCAUAGCAUUAUUGAUGAUUUAAUAUGUGUUUAGGUGACGCUGCUUUCCAUUCCCGUGUACCCAAUCCACUUCUAAUUGAUGGAGACGACAGCACCUGCUUUGCUCCGUCCAACAGAUCUGUAACAGUUUCAUUAGAUAAUGCAAUAUUAUUUACGUGGGCCAGGCUU